Triplophysa dalaica is the source of this 2490-nucleotide messenger RNA. RefSeq names its product keratin, type I cytoskeletal 47 kDa. Gene Ontology annotation, molecular function: structural molecule activity. The record is from RefSeq and is a predicted model, not a curated record. The coding region runs from base 887 to 2344 and encodes 485 amino acids. Lineage: Eukaryota; Metazoa; Chordata; Actinopteri; Cypriniformes; Nemacheilidae. The transcript is spliced from 7 exons.
CCAAAUCUGCAUUACAUAACACUUUGUGUCCUAUUGGUUGACCUUCCAGACAAUGCAAUCAAGCCCCUGAAAUGAUACAGAACGCAGCAUCACAUCUGGGGCCUCAUCUAUGAAACGUGUGUACACACAUAUUUGAUCGUAAAGCUUACACACGCAAAAAUCCACGGCAGUGUUCAUAUUUAUAAAAACGGUCUUUGCCGUGGAAAAGUGUUUGGUACCAGGUCAGGGUCUGAGCAGACGAACACACUUUUGCUUCUCUGAGUGCUUCAGUUCUUUGGAAAUAUAAGUCAUUCUUACCGCUCGUGAUGGAUUUGGAAGUUGACAGGUGCUCUUACAUAUAUCAAUGACAUUAAUUAGACGAUUAGAAGGAAGAGAUCUGAAACUGUUCAGCUGCGCGCAAUUUCACGAUUGUUUGCUAUUUAUAUAUUUCAGAUCUGACGGAAAGGCGUACACGUGUCCUAUGAAUCACACGUAUGCACUUUAAGAAAUGAUCGUAAAAUCUAAUUUAGGAGGUUUUCACGCAACAUUUUAUAAUGCCCAUGGUCCAUGGUUAUCAAUCAAAUAAAAAGAGCCCACGACACACUUAGCCUUCAGGACAUUGACUGAAACUUCACCUUAAUUCACUCUUACAGGUACAUACCCCCUCCCUCACGCCAUCUACACUGUUGCUUUGGAUAAGACGCUGCUAAAUUAAUCAAUGUAAAUAUAUCUUGUUUUAGGUAAAUUGUUGCCCGAGGGCCUGUCACCAGAGGAGGGGUGCAUGAGCUCACCAGCUAUAAAAUGUGUGAGCUUCACCACCUUCUAUCACAUCACCUACAGCCUAACAGACACCAGUUGCCCUCAACAGAAAUAAUUUCUGCUCGCUGUGACCUCGCUGCUUAAAGUCAUGUCUCAGAUUAGAAGCUCUUCUGGGGGGUCCUUCAGUAACCGCUCUCAGGUGUCCAGGAGUUUCUCUAGCUCUGGAGGUGGAGGAUAUGGAUUUGGAGGAGGAAAUAAUCAGGCUUACGGUCAGUCUCUGAUGGCCGGAAGUCUGCACAGCAGUGCGGGGAUAGGUGUAGGGUCUGGGUUUGGUUUAGGGCCUGGUGUAGGGUUUGGCGUUGGGUCUGGGUUUGGGAUGGGGACCGGGAGUGGAAGGUCUGUCUCGUCUGGUUUGAGAAUGGUUGGAGGCUCUAUAUCGGCUGGUGGAGGAUCUCUCUCAGCUGGUUUGAAGAUGGGUGGUGGAGGUGCCUACAUGCAGAACAUGGCAUACAUCGUCAAUGACAAACAGCAGCUGCAGGUUCUGAACGAUCGUCUCGCCACUUACCUGGAGAAGGUGAAACGUCUGGAGAUCACCAACCGCGAGCUUAAUGAAAAACUCAGAUCGUUCACCGUCAACAGAGUUCAAACCACUCACGACCUGGAGCCAUAUCAAAUGCAGCUGAGACCUCUGCGUGAAAAGAUUCUGAUUCUUAUUCAAGAAAACACAGAACUUACUUUAGCCAUAGACAAUGCCAAACUGGCUGCAGAGGAUUUCCGAUUGAAGUAUGAGACAGAGUUUGGCAUCUGUCAGUCUGUGGAGGGGGAUAUAGCAAAUCUAAAAGCUCUGAAGAACGAGUACAAUGCCACGAGCGAGGUGCUACUGCAUGAGGUCAACACAUUUGAAGUUGAACUCAGAAACAUCAAAGACGCACAACAGCAGGAGAUGAUCGGCCUGCGAGGGCAGAUUGCAGGUACAGUGACUGUGGAUGUGCAGAACGUUGAAAGUGCAGACCUGUCACGUGUGCUGGCCGAGAUCCGUGCCGAGUACGAGACAGUCAUCGAGAAGAACCGCAGAGAAGCGGAACACUGGUACACCAAACAGGUGGAGAAGAAAAGUGCAGAGUUUGCGAUCGUCACGGAGACGACGGUCACUGGUGGUACUGAGAUCACAGAGAACCGCAAACAGUCGAUGACGCUGCACACGCAGCUGGACGCCGCAUUCGUAGAGAAAUCUAACCUGGAGCAGCGUCUGCUGGAGGUUCAGUCUCAAUAUCAGUCCCAGUUGUACAGAUUGAGUCAGCUGGCUGGGAGUCUGGAGGGGGAGCUCAUGUCCGUCCGUGAGAGUGCCUUACAGCAGAGUCGAGACUAUCAGCUGCUCCUGAGCACCAAAGUUCAGCUGGAGAGAGAGAUCAACACUUACAAAGCUCUGCUAGAGGGCGCCGGAGAGGUCACUGUGCUCACGACCAGACCAAAGACUCUGGAGGCUGAGGAAACUGUCGCAGUGGUUGAUUCCAGUGUUGACAUUUCCCACAGUGUUGAUGUUUCCGCCAGCGUUUUAACUGAAUCGGUGAUGGAAGGCAGUGUUGAUGUUACCGUUCUCCCUUGAAGAGGUCUCUUCUCUGGUUAAAUGCUCUUCGGGGUCUGGGUGAUGUCAUCGGUGUGAUCAGAACUUUACCAAUCAUCUGUCAGUCAACACCGUUUUGUGUUGCACAAAUGUGUCUCAAACAUAAAUAAAGGCAAACAUACAACACU